CAAACCACGAUAAGUUAAUAAUUAAUACUACAGGGAACCACGAUAUUGAAAAAGGAAAAAUCACGCGCGCGUGCCUCUGCCUCUCUCUGUCUUCAAGACUUCAAACUUCACACCAUGGCGCAAUCAUGGAUCAGUUCCACGACUAAUCGUCAUCAACCACGUGUGCUUCCAUCUCCGUCUUCUAUUUUCGCCGCCGCCGAUGGAUUCUCAAGACUUCGCUGUUCACAUCUACCUUGAUCCGGAAUUGUUUCCAUCAAUCUCAUUGUUGCUCCCAAAGAAUUUUUGGCUAAGCUGAGCUGAGCUGAGCUUCUUAUUUUCUUUAAUUUUUAGUUAUCCAAUUUCUAAUCCAACUAUUGCUCCAAACACCAAGUAAGAUUGAGAUUUUAAAAUCCAAGUCAGUCAUCGAUGCCAAUCCAUUCCAGUCAGGGAAAAGGUGGAAGGGAGAAUUUGCUACUUGCAUACAAGACACUGGGAGUAGUGUUUGGAGGACUUGUUACAUCCCCACUGUAUGUGUACCCUUCCAUGCCACUCAAGUCUCCGACCGAAGAUGACUAUUUGGGCAUUUACAGCAUUAUGUUUUGGACUCUUACCCUCAUUGGGGUUGUCAAAUAUGCUGGCAUUGCUCUCAAAGCCGAUGAUCAAGGCGAAGGUGGGACUUUUGCCUUGUAUUCAUUACUUUGCAGGAAUAUGAAUAUUGGAAUCCUCUCUUCAAAUCCAAACUCAAGUCUUUCACACUCUAUCUAUGAUGAGGGCAUUGAAAAUCAGAGUAGGCUUGCAAAAAUUUUCAAGAAAAGUAUAGUUGCUAGAAGGUUAUUGCUUUUUAUUGCCAUGUUAGGCAUGUGCAUGGUUAUUGGAGAUGGCAUUCUUACACCUGCAAUAUCUGUUUUGUCAGCAAUGGAUGGAGUAAGGGCACCUUUUCCAUCUAUCAAAUCAUCUGUUGUGGAAGCGCUUUCUGCAGUAGUCCUUAUCCUUCUUUUUUUAUUACAAAAGUUUGGUACAUCUCGAGUGAGCUUCCUAUUUUCCCCCAUUAUGGGUGCAUGGACUUUGAGUACCCCGCUCGUAGGAAUUUAUAGCAUCAUAAGUCAUUAUCCAAGCAUAUUCAAGGCCAUAUCACCACACUAUAUCUUCCGUUUCUUUUGGAGAAACGGUAAGGAAGGCUGGUUGUUGCUUAGUGGAACUGUCCUUUGCAUCACAGGGUCCGAGGCAUUGUUUGCAGAUCUUGGUCAUUUCAACCGAAGCUCCAUUCAGAUAGCUUUCUUGUUUACCAUCUAUCCUUCUCUGGUUCUGACAUAUGCGGGGCAGACAGCAUACCUGAUCAAGAAUCCAAAUGAUCAUAAUGAUGGAUUCUAUAAGUUUAUACCAACUACUAUCUACUGGCCUAUCUUUAUCAUAUCUACAUUAGCUGCAAUAGUUGCAAGCCAGUCUCUGAUAUCAGCCACGUUUUCGGUAAUCAAGCAAUCUGUAGUACUUGAUUAUUUCCCUCGAGUGAAGGUUGUGCACACAUCCCCUAGCAAAGAAGGCGAGGUUUACUCCCCUGAAGUCAAUUACAUUCUCAUGGUUCUCUGUGUUGCUGUCAUACUUAUAUUUGGGGAUGGAAAAGACAUAGGAAAUGCAUUUGGUGUUGUUGUCAGCUUAGUCAUGCUCAUCACCACAGUAUUACUAACACUGGUAAUGGUCAUAAUAUGGAGAACACCACCGGUGCUGGUGGCUCUCUACUUCUCUAUCUUCUUUGUGAUGGAAGGCGUUUAUGUGAGUGCAGUGUUCACCAAGAUCACUGAAGGUGGAUGGAUUCCUUUUGCCAUAUCUUUUAUCCUUGCCUUCAUUAUGUUCGGUUGGUACUAUGGAAGACAAAGGAAGAUAGAGUACGAGUUGACUCACAAAAUAACCCUAGACAAACUUGGACUGCUAUUAUCUGAUCCCAGUGUUCAAAGGGUUCCUGGAUUCUGCUUGUUUUACUCCAACAUUCAAGAUGGGCUUACUCCGAUUCUCGGACACUAUAUUAAAAACAUGAAAUCCCUUCACCAGGUCACCGUGUUCACUACUCUUCGAUACUUAUUGGUUCCUAAGGUUGCUCCUCAUGAGAGGAUUGUUAUCUGCAAACUUGGCCUGAAAGGGGUUUAUGGGUGUGUUAUUCAGUAUGGCUACGCAGAUCCCCUAAACCUCGAAGGAGAAGAUUUUGUCAGCCAAGUUACAAAUAGUUUGCUGGCACAUAUACAGGACAGCUCGGGCUGUCGGCCAUCUGAUCCUGCAGAGAUCCAACAAGAGAUGUCUAAUUUGGAAGAAGCAAUGAGUGCUGGAAUAGUUCAUAUUCGAGGAAAGACAAGGUUUUAUAUUGGCAAGAGUUGUGGCUGGUUUGAUAAAAUUAUGCUCGCAUUUUAUGAAGUUCUGCACAGUAACUGUAGGUCUGCUCUGCCUGCUCUUGGGGUGCCACUACCUCAGCGUAUCGAGGUUGGAAUGCUCUAUGAGGCUUGAAGAAUGGUUUCAUUCUGCUUCAUAUCACCCUGUCAUGGUUCAAGUGAUACAGAAGUAGAUACAUGAAAGAAGAUGCAAGCAUAAUUAAGCAUUAGUUUCACGAUAGAGGGCCGAAUUAGAGAAUAUUCCAUAUAGCAAUGGAAAAUUUAAACACCUUUGAUAAUUGAUGAGCUCCAUAGUCCCAUAA
Messenger RNA from Rosa chinensis, 2659 nucleotides. Its product is annotated as probable potassium transporter 17. Gene Ontology annotation, molecular function: potassium ion transmembrane transporter activity. Lineage: Eukaryota; Viridiplantae; Streptophyta; Magnoliopsida; Rosales; Rosaceae. The transcript has 8 exons. Bases 406 to 2472 code for a protein of 688 amino acids. The record is from RefSeq and is a predicted model, not a curated record. Gene Ontology annotation, cellular component: membrane. Gene Ontology annotation, biological process: potassium ion transmembrane transport.